AUAAGCGGCAACUUGGGGCCCGAAAUGGCAGUGUCGUGUUGCCUCGCUGUGGCCGCAGAAUGGACACCUGCAGGUAUCCCCUCAGUUACCUGAUCUCUUUCCUCCUUUUCCUGUUCCAUUCAGAGAUAGCCUGCCAUCCCUCGGGGAAGAGACCUUGCAGGAUGCAAGUGUUCAGAAUCUGGGAUAUUAACCAGAAGACCUUCUACCUGAGGAACAACCAGCUGGUCGCUGGGUACUUGCAAGGAUCAAAUACUAUAUUGGAAGAGAAGUUAGAUGUGGUGCCCAUCGAGCCUCAUACCGUGUUCCUGGGGAUCCAUGGGGGGAAGCUGUGUCUGUCCUGUGUCAAGUCUGGCAAUGAGACCAGGCUCCAGCUGGAGGCAGUUAACAUCACCGACCUGAGUAAGAACAAGGAUCAAGACAAGCGUUUCACCUUCAUCCUCUCGGACAGCGGCCCCACCACCCGCUUCGAGUCUGCCGCCUGCCCCGGCUGGUUCCUCUGCACAGCACUUGAGGCCGACCGGCCCGUCAGCUUCACCAACUCCCCCGAAGAGGCUAUGACGGUCACCAAGUUCUACUUCCAGAAAGACUAGUGGUGGGCCCAGGCCGCACUUGCCCCACGCCCAGCAUAUCGAUGACUCCACAGACACCUCACCACGCUGCCCGCGGCCUCCUGGCUGUCGCGGGGGCUGGGAGGGGCAGCCUUGGUGGGGUGGGCCCUCGGAAGGAUGGCCGAGAGCCCCCGUGACAGGACUCUGUCGCCAGCCCCUCAGCUAAGUGACCUCGAUGCUGCCUCCAUGGUAGUCUUUCUAACGUGCAGCUCAAGCCACAGCCCUGCUCCAGGCCUUCGAGCGGGGCCUGUGCCUUCCGGAUGGAAGCCAGGCUGCUCGGCCAGCCGGCCCUCCGCUCUGCCCGCCAUGACUCCUUGUCCUUCUCCCUCGCCCUUCGCCUGUCCGCUUCCCAGAUCCCUCACGCCCCACGCUGCCUGCCAAACCUAGUUUUGCAAACUGAGGCUGUUCUGUGAGGAAAACUCACAGAGUCUGUGCCACAAUGGAAGACAAGGAUUUCCUUUUUCUUUUAAGCCAACUGCAUCCAGUCUGAAAGAGAGUCCUUUAUUUAGAGACUGUGGCCUUUCUGGAAAGGGGGCGGGGGAGGGGGAAAGGAGCUCUCCCUUUUGGUUUCCCUGUCUUAUAUUUGUAACACCCUAACCUGCAAAAAUGAGAAAUUAGUUUGUUAUGUUGGUCCCUAGUUUUUCUCUUUCUGUCACGUUCCUCACAUCUGGCUCCCACUGCCCAGGCCCGGCACCAUCUCCACUCCAGGCCUUGUACAGCGGCCCCCCACUUUUCCUCUCCCAGCCCGCCCAUCAGAAGCUCCCAGCUCCCAGGGUGCACAACUUUGGCUUCCCUGGGGCCAGGUCUCCUGGGAGGGAGGAAUUGCUCUUGGACUAUUUUAGCACUUCGGACACUCUGAGACUUGUUCAAGGACGGUUGUGUCCGUCUGUCUCCCAGCCCAGAGCCCCAGAUUCUGAGCUCCUGAGAGCAGGGAGCAUGACCUGGCUGUGUUUGGCCCUCGGCGUAUGCUCACUGAAUGUGUGUUAUGUGUGCAGAGUAGAAAGUCUGCUACUCCCUGUGACUGAAGCUCUGUUUUACAAUAAAAUCUUGAAAACGUA
Mustela erminea (ermine) is the source of this 1666-nucleotide messenger RNA. RefSeq names its product interleukin 1 receptor antagonist (gene IL1RN). Gene Ontology annotation, molecular function: interleukin-1 receptor antagonist activity; cytokine activity; interleukin-1 receptor binding. Bases 60 to 590 code for a protein of 176 amino acids. The transcript is spliced from 4 exons. Lineage: Eukaryota; Metazoa; Chordata; Mammalia; Carnivora; Mustelidae. The record is from RefSeq and is a predicted model, not a curated record. Gene Ontology annotation, biological process: inflammatory response to antigenic stimulus; negative regulation of interleukin-1-mediated signaling pathway.